Molecule: messenger RNA, 2255 nt
Organism: Sabethes cyaneus
Lineage: Eukaryota; Metazoa; Arthropoda; Insecta; Diptera; Culicidae
Gene: Sb
Product: serine proteinase stubble
Exons: 9
Coding region: 1-1833 (610 amino acids)
Biological process (GO): proteolysis
Molecular function (GO): serine-type endopeptidase activity
Source: RefSeq, a predicted model, not a curated record
AUGUGCUCCACCAUCGGAGAGGCGCUAGGUAUAACGAGAAGCUCCACCACGAUGUGGAGUCGAUGGAAAGUAUCGAUUCUACUGGUCAUGAUAUACUGGACAGCAAGAGCGACACCCGCGUCUAGUCAGCACUUAAAAAUAACCCCCAAGCCCUGUACAGUAAACGGAAUAGACGGCACCUGUAUGUUUGUGUGGGAAUGCAUCAAGUCCGAAGGUCAGCACGUGGGAGUCUGCGUGGACUCAUUCAUGUUUGGGUCUUGCUGCUCGCACAACCUGACCGACAAUGUGAUACCGCAAAACUACCAUCAGACUGUAACCUAUCGUCCAAAGCCAGCUGGUAGCAAUAAGCAUAAACCUCAAAAACCUAGUACUUUCGUUAGUAGCAGUGGCUACACUACCAUAUACCGUCCGGGUAAUGGCGGUACACUAGUGAUACGACCGUCACAUAAUCAUCACCAUAUGCAUCAUCAGUACCACAAGCCUUCUUCCAGCAGCAGUUCCAGUACCAGUAACGCCAGCAGUCAACUUCUUAGUCAAAAGCCAACAGAGGGCACUGUAAAUAAACACUCUACCUUAUCGACGCCUUCGCAACAGUCAGACCUGGAGAUGGCAGCAAGCAGCAUGUCGACUGGAAUAUUCACCACUCAUUGGCAGGCUACCACUGAACCAAGUUUUAUAACGAAAACACGACCGCCGAAGCCGAGCAAACCUUCGAAAAAGCCGAUUCUGUCGUCGAACAUUCAAAGCACUGCAUUAAAACCAAAACCAUCGGCUAAGCCGACCAAACCAGCUACCACUACCGUUAAAUCAACUUCCACUACUAGUAUUAUUAGCUCAACCACGCCGCGGAGGCCUUCCACAACGGAAACUCCCGCGACAACGUCGUCAUACGUGACGGAACUGGUACCGUUGAGUACCACACCUGUUGGCACCAACACAAGCCUACCGGCGGUGUCAUUAUCGACUGUGAUUGGCGACGGCGUGGACGUUUUCUCGCCGUCCCCCGAGAUGUAUACGGUAGCUCCCGGGCGGUACACUAUAUCGGCCGCCAGGAAUUACGAGUGCGGAGUGCAAACGAUGGGACGACCGGAAACUCGUAUUGUGGGCGGUAAGAAUGCCCCUUUUGGCCGGUGGCCCUGGCAGGUAUCGGUGCGGAGGACAUCCUUCUUCGGGUUUUCCAGCACGCAUCGGUGCGGUGGAGCUGUGAUCAACGACAACUGGAUUGUCACCGCGGGCCAUUGUGUAGAUGAUUUGCUACAAUCGCAAAUACGGAUACGGGUAGGCGAGUAUGAUUUUUCUCACGUACAAGAGCAGUUGCCGUACACGGAACGUGCCGUCGCCAAAAAGGUCGUACAUCCCAAAUAUAAUUUCUUCACGUAUGAAUUCGACUUGGCGCUGGUGAAGCUGGAGCAACCGUUGGUUUUUGCUCCACAUAUAAGCCCGAUUUGUUUGCCGGGUACGGAUGAUCUGCUAAUCGGUGAAAACGCAACCGUCACCGGCUGGGGUCGUCUCAGCGAAGGCGGAACGCUACCUUCGGUGCUGCAAGAGGUGUCGGUGCCGAUAGUGAGCAAUGAUCGGUGCAAAACUAUGUUUCUCAGGGCGGGCCGGCAUGAGUUUAUUCCGGAUAUAUUCCUGUGUGCCGGACACGAAACCGGUGGUCAAGACUCCUGCCAGGGCGACUCAGGUGGACCACUGCAGGUCAAAGGAAAAGACGGCCACUACUUCCUAGCCGGAAUCAUCUCGUGGGGUAUUGGGUGUGCCGAGGCAAACCUACCCGGGGUGUGUACAAGGAUAUCAAAGUUCGUUCCGUGGAUUUUGGACACAGUUUUGUGAUAGCAGUAAUAUAAGCAUGAUAAAUCGUAUGAGUGAUAUGGCGUGAAAGCGUAAAAGCGAAGAAGUGUUCAAUCAGUAAACGAAAAAGACUUGAUUUUUUAUUUAGCAGAAUGUACGAAUAUGAAUUGAUCAGUUGAAGUCGAUAAGAACAUAAAGCGGUGUAAACACAUUGACCUUAUGUACAUAAUCGUAGUAAUGUUCAAAAUUCGCUGUUUGCCUUGUUGAUAUCAAUUGUAAUUAAUCAGGAAUUUCUCAUUGAAAACUGUUUAUUAGAACCAGAAUAGCAGGAUAUAAUCAUAGUUAUAAAAAUGAGAAAGUCACUAUCGAUAAUUGAUGUAAAACUUGUAUUAAUACAAUUAUCUAGGAAAUAAGCAAUAGUUUUGCUCGCGCUUUUGUAACAAAAAAUCUGUCAAUAUCUUUCU